AUGUUCAUCAAGGAGCUUGUUCAGCGCUGCUUCCGAUUCAUGGAGGAAGGGAUCGCCCAUCCCCGUUAUAGUGCCGCUCACUGCAGGCGCCAAAUCCGUGCUCAGAUGUGCGAGGCCGGCGAACGCACUCUGUUGGAAUCGCUGAAAAUCAAGGGGGCAGAUAUUCCACCACAAAGUGAGCAGCGGGGAGGUGAUGACAGUGACAGCGACGCUGUUGUUGAGGUCCAAGGGGAGAUUACGCUUACAGAUCUAGCAGCGGAGCAGGGUAUCCAUUCUGCACAGAUCAAGAACCUGUGGCAAGACGUAGAUGGCCUGAAGGACGCUGUUUUCAAGGGUGGGGAGGGACUCGUCAAAGUGACAACGACUGUGUCAACACUCUUCACCGCCUUUCAGCAGUUCGCUGCCAAGCUAGGGUUUAAGCUGCCGAUGGGUGCCCUGGAGGGUUUGAACAUGCAUGAAGCCGCCGACUCCACUGCUGCAGCCCCACCGCCGGCUCAAACGGUCGAAGCAUCAGCACCAGCAGCUGGUACAAAGAGAGCCCAAGGAGCCCCAUCCGGUGCACAAACGUCUGCGGCGGGUCACACCGGUAUAGCAGCCGCAGCUUCCUCCUCCGCGGCCGGUCGGCCGGUUGCUGCAGCAUGUGUUACAAGGGUAGUAGCGGGUCAGCCAAGUGCAUCUGCUGGUGCUCCUGCUGUUCCAGGUCAGCCAGGUGCCUCUGCUGCUGCUCCUCCAGCUGGACCGGGUCGGCCAGGUGCCUCUACCGGCGCUCCUCCAGCUGGAGCGGGUCAGCCAGGUGCCUCUGCCGGUGCUCCUCCAGCUGGAGCAGGUCAGCCAGGUGCCUCUGCCGCUGCUCCUCCAGCUGGAGCGGGUCAGCCAGGUGCCUCUGCCGGUGCUCCUCCACCUGGAGAGGCACAGCCAGGUGCAGCAUCCGGAAUUCCAACAUCAGCAGCGUGUCAGCCAGGUGCAGCAGCCGGUGUUACUACAACAGCGGCGGGUCAGACAGGUGCAGCAGCUGGUGUUCCUACAGCAGCGGCGGGUCAGACAGGUGCAGCAGCUGGUGUUCCUACAGCAGCGGCUGGUCAGACAGGUGCAGCAGCCGGUGUUCCUAUGGCAGCGACGGGUCAGACAGGUGCAGCAGCUGGUGUUCCUACAACAGCGGCGGGUCAGACAGGUGCAGCAGCCGGUGUUCCUAUGGCAGCGACGGGUCAGACAGGUGCAGCAGCUGGUGUUCCUACAGUAGCGGCGGGUCAGACAGGUGCAGAAGCCGGUGUUCCUACAGCAGCAGCGGUUCAUCCAGGUGCUGCAGCCGUUGCUCCGACGACAACGCAGGCGCUGCCAGGCGCGACCGCGUGGGAUUCAAUGGCAUAUGAGGGUCAGCAAGGGCCCUCAACGAGCGCUACAUACGACACAUGCUCGGGUGCCGCCAAGAAAACAACAGAUGUGCAUCACCUGGGACUACGAGUCCCCAGUGGAGCAACUGUGCCUCAUCAGGAAUCGCAUGCACCGCCUGCUUCGACUGUGUGGGCCCCUGGACUAGAGGCACGGGUUCAAGCUGCCACGGGGUGGCCUAUCAACGCAGCUGUGGUUCAGCCAAGAAACGAUGCCUGGGAUAUAGGGGGACCGCACACGGAUCUCACCAUAUUUCAUCCAGGUGUGCUGGUCCAGGGUGCUGUACGGUCGGAAGCGGCCGAUGAGACUGCAAGGGCAGUUGUUGUUCAAACGGGUUCCUCUGCUUGGUCCUCAGGCAAGCCGUUUUUUGCUCCCUCUGCCUUUCCACCCGGGGUGCAUAUCCAGGGAGCACGACCACCAUGUGCGGUGGGGUAUGCUCCACAUGCAGGUGGUGUUCAGCCGGUCGCCACUGCAGCCGCCGCGCCAUCAGGGCUGAUUGGCCAUGCUCUGCAACCUCGGAACGUGCUUUACCUCGGAUCUGGACAGCCGCACGCGUCCGUGCAACUGCCGUUGUCGUCGCAUCGCCCCCUGGUGCAUGAUUCUACUGCUUUCCUCGUAUCUGAUGAGGCGCUUGACAAUGUCAGCGGGCUACGUAGGCACACAUCAGCCUCUCAUGGUCGGACUCUAUCGAGCAUCCUCUCCGGUUUUGUGCAGGGGUCCCAACCCGUUAUGCCCUCCCCAGCAGCCUCCACAUCUAUGAUCCCCUCGACCCAGGGAGGCGAGAACGAGGAGGAGGCAACCUCAAGGAGGUUCACGGGAGUCAUAAAGAAGAAGGACAAGGACGAGUGA
This is a messenger RNA of Closterium sp. Naga37s-1, 2238 nucleotides long. NCBI's taxonomy places the organism in Eukaryota, Viridiplantae, Streptophyta, Zygnematophyceae, Desmidiales, Closteriaceae. The record is from the annotation of a GenBank genome assembly.